This is a messenger RNA of Racocetra persica, 162 nucleotides long. The record is from the annotation of a GenBank genome assembly. NCBI's taxonomy places the organism in Eukaryota, Fungi, Glomeromycota, Glomeromycetes, Diversisporales, Gigasporaceae.
AUAAUUUCUGCAAUCUUGAACCUGACAAAGAAAGCGGUGUUAAAGUUGAGGAGAAUAAUGAAGGUGCAGAUUUGGAGAAUCUGAUUUACUGUUACUUGGAAUCCUUAAAAGCUUGGAUAUCCAAAUUAAAGGAAAUUGAAAAUAUCAAAUCUGUUAAUAGAA